Molecule: messenger RNA, 3673 nt
Organism: Pristis pectinata (smalltooth sawfish)
Lineage: Eukaryota; Metazoa; Chordata; Chondrichthyes; Rhinopristiformes; Pristidae
Gene: icam3
Product: intercellular adhesion molecule 3
Exons: 5
Coding region: 217-1290 (357 amino acids)
Biological process (GO): cell-cell adhesion
Cellular component (GO): membrane
Molecular function (GO): integrin binding
Source: RefSeq, a predicted model, not a curated record
UACGGGCAGGGGCAGGGCAAAACAAAAGUUGUCAGCGCAAUCAAUGAGGACAUCUCAAACAGCUCUUUAAGAAAGGCAGUGUUCAUCUUCCCUUCCAGUCUCUCUGAAAGCUCUGAUGUUUGCAUCUCAAUUCAAGACGUGGAGAGCCCGGGGCACUUCCGAAUCAGGAAACUGAAGAAGCAUCUUUCAGGAUUUUGUACUUGAAAUCUUUCAAUUAUGGAUUUCGGACUCACUCCGUGGAUUGGAUAUGUUUGCCUUUUUGCCUCGUUAUUUACUGUAGCAGAUAUGGUAUUGAUCAAUGCAGAUCCUCCAGCUGUGGAAUUUGGACAGCCUUUGGUGGUGAAUUGCAGUGCAACUUGUUUAGCGCAAUCAAUAGUAAUGGAAGGAAUAAAAGAUAAAAAUCCCAAAAAACAAAAUCAAUGGCUGGUACACUCUUCCCCAACAAUUCAGUCAUGGUCUGUUUCAGUGACAUGUCAGGUGAAAUGCUCAUCUGGACAAGUGAAUAUCAGCACGAAAAUGGUAACCGUCUACAGUCGAGACUUAAAUAUUAAUUCCCCUCCUGAAGCACUGGAAAUUAAUAAAACAUAUAGCCUUGAAUGUAUCGGUCCCAGGGUCUAUCCUAAUAAUAAGCUCAUACUAAAAUGGCUAAGAGGAAGUGAGAUUGUUCAGUAUAAUUCCACAGAAGAAGAAGGUAUUUCGAAUCAGGAUAAACGAUUAAGGAACGUCUUUCAUUUUACUGCAAGAUCUUCAGAUGACGGACAGGUGUAUACCUGUUUAGCAGAAGUGAACUUGGGCUCUAACACCACGUUACCAAUCACAAACUCCUCGGUGACAAUGCAAACUUACCAUAAACCUAGAAGCAUAAUUAUAUUAGCAAAUAACCAAACCAUCUCAGAGUCACCAAUACAUUUGAGUGAUGGUGAUAGCAUCACAUUAGUUUGUGAUGCACAAGGAAACCCGAAACCAACAUUAAAAUGGGAAUACUCAAAAAAACAUAAUACAGUGAACAAUUCUUCUGCAGUCCUCCAUAUUUCUAAUGCCACAACAGAAAAUAAUGGAAUAUACAAAUGUAUUGCUACUAAUAAAUUUGGAACUGAAGAAAAGAAGGUGGACAUCAAAGUUACAGAUAAAACUGCUAUCAUAGUGGCAGCAAGUAUAUCAGCAGUGGCCAUAGCAACCCUUGCAACUGGUGCCAUCAUUUAUUAUUUGUACCAAAAAGCUCAGAAAACACAAGAAUACAAAUUACAAAAGGCACAGCCUCACAGUAAUCCACAAGUGCCUAGUGGAUAGUAAAAUCUGAAAAUUACUAGAAAUCGUAAUCUAACAAAAGAACAAAAGGGGAAAACAAUUUGCAUGAAUUUAAAAACAGGAAUUGCUGAACAUGCUGGAAAAAAUUAUGGUGGAUUUGCCCAAUUCUUCUACCUGUCUGAUUUAAUAGCCAUGGAGACACCUUAUAAUGAAGAACAACACAUUCAGAUGUUUUGAAGCUUGUAGCUUGCUUGCCUCCCCUCAGUUAUUAUUGGUGUAUAUUGCAAGAUGGUUGGAGCGAGUAAUUGUUUUACUGCUUUCAGUUAUAGGAACAAGUUAAUAAGUGGUGCAUCUGUAGGAUCUAAUUCUGGAAAUAUAACAUUUUGAGAGCUCUCUAAUAAAUGGAAUAGGAAAGAGGUAGUUAACAUUCCCUAUAAGUAUUUCUCAAAUAUGUACUCUACUUUUGAAGACUUCCAUCUUCAUAUGGGGAUCAAAGAUUAUUUACUUCCAUUCCAGUGUUGUGGACUUGGAAGUGGCUAAUGAUACUAUCCCAAAUGCUCCUCCUCCAAUUUGAGAGCCAAGAGGAUCAAGAGAAACGAAGGAGUCAGUGGGAUGUUGCAUUUCUUCAAGAAGAUUUUGAAUCUUUCUCUGUCCACCCGGUAAACUCUUCCUGUGACAGAGUAAUAAAGAGACUGUUUCAAAAUGUUGGCCAGGCAAAUGACAUGGUCUGCCCAACAUAGCUAAAUGAAUGUAACUGGGUCCACAAGACUGGGGAUGAUGGCAUGGGAGAAAAUGCUGAUCUUCUUAGUUCACUUGGAGACUCAUUUCAUCAUUCACAAGCAACAAGUGUCUGGAAUAAACAUCCGAAUCAAUAGUAUCUAUAACUUUUUCCCCCACUUGUCAGCAAACAAGUAUUUUGAUAUGGGGUUUUAACAGAUGUUCAGGAGAAGCAGUGCAUGAAAUCACCGUCAAUUUUCUGAAUGACUUAUUCCUUCCUCAAAUCUGUAACUUUUUUCCAACCCCACAAUACCACAAGAAUCCUUUGGGCUCUUCCAUUUGAACUUCCCUGAUUUUAAUCUAUUGUUGCCUUGCCUCCAGCUGUUCAAACUAUAAUCCCUAGAAAUCCUUCCUUUAAGCUCUCCAUUUCUCCUUCCUCCUUUAAAAUGUUUCUUCAAAACUAUUCUGUGACCUCUUUUGGCCAAUCCUAUCUUAACAGCAUUAGGAUGGGAUUGGCCACCCUCCCUUUCCACCACAUGAAGCCCUGAAUUCAUCUUUGUGGUGAAAAAGCAAUUUAUAUACAUUUCUUUCAACUGUUUACCAUUUCAUUAUUCAUAAUUCUUUAUCCUUUCCAGACCAAAUAUAGAUGCAGUCUAAAAAUACAAGCCUGAGCUUCCAGUAACCUGUCACUUUAAUUCUCCACCACAGUCCCUCUCUAAAGCAACUCUUGUGCAUUGUUCCAAUACAGUUCAAUGUAAACUUGGGGAGUAGCAAUUCAUCUUUUAAUUAAGCACAAACAGCAAUCUGGAAUCAGAAUUGAACAAUUUUGGGUAAUCAUUCCAGGAUUUUGCAUUUACACCUCUUGAGACCCAUCUUUUGCUCCUUUAUUUGUCCCACAGUUAUUUCUUCAUGCCUUAGAUUUUCAUCUUUUUUGUUCAGGACUGCCCAACUCCAAGCAUGGAGUGCUAGUUUCUGGUUGGAGUAGAAAGCCACAAAACAAAAUUGUUGCCAGCAUUUCCAUUUGUGCCAAGAACCAACACACAGACUAACAGGAUAUGUGCAGUGACACCAAACACACACAACAAUUAACUGAAAUUACUUGCACAAAGGAAUAUUUGGGAUGUUGGGCAAGGGAUUAAACAGAAGGUCACUUAAGAGAACAUGGAAGUAGGUCUUAACUGGAGGACUGAGGCUUUCUUUGCCAUCAGUUAAAUGCCCCAUCCCGCCAGAGUACAAGAUUUCCAUCUUCCUUACUUGGGUGUUUUCUUUAACUUUCCAUUGAUACCAGUAACCCUACUGUCAUAACCCAUUCAUGCACACCCACCAUCUGCCUACUUGCCCAACUCCAGAGAGACCUUCUGUUUGAUCCCUUGCCUAAUAUCCCAAGUGAUCCUUUCCCCAACCUGCUUAACCCACAAUGGCCAAAGACCAUCCAUUUUUAUCUUUUCUUCCCUUCCUACUUUCUCUUCUCCUAUACUUUGCAACCUGUUACAUAUCAAACUUCUGGCAGAUCUGUUGAAAGAUCAUUGACUUGAAAUGUUAAUUCUGUUUCUCUUUCACAGAUGCUGCCUGAUCUGUUGUGUAUUUGCAACAUUUUCUAGUUUAUUUCUAAUAUUUAUUUGUGGCUCAUUGUUAAGUUUUGUUUUAUAGUGCUAUUUUGAUCUGACUUAGGCUGUUUUAAUUCAUUAAAGGCACCUCCCAAAUUCAA